UCCGCCGAGAGUGUGGGCCCGGCGCUGACUUGACUGCCGCUGCCCGGGGACAGUGCGGCAGGCCGAAGGGGAGCCGAGGCGUCUGCGGCGCCCGCCCAGAGCGCGACUGAGGGCUCCAUCGCGUGCGCGAGCUCCCGAAACUGGGAGGAUGCUGGUGGUGGAGGUCGCUAAUGGCCGCUCGCUGGUGUGGGGAGCUGAGGCGGUGCAGGCGCUGCGGGAGCGCUUGGGAGUCGGGGGCCGCACGGUGGGCGCCCUGCCCCGCGGGCCCCGCCAGAACUCGCGCCUGGGCCUCCCGCUCCUGCUGUUGCCCGAAGAGGCCCGGCUCCUGGCCGAGAUAGGCGCCGUGACACUGGUCAGCGCCCCGCGUCCGGAUCCCCGUAGCCAUGGCCUGGCCCUAGCAUCGUUCAAACGCCAGCAAGAGCAGAGUUUCCAGGAGCAGAGCACUUUGGCCGCCGAGGCCCGUGAGACCCGGCGCCAGGAGCUCCAAGAGAAGAUCGAAGAGGGCCAGGCCGCCAAGAAGCAGAAGCUGGAACAGGAUUCAGGGGCGGAAGAAGGCCAAGAAGCGGGUGGAAGCGAAGCUACCCAAGCGAGCGAGACAAAUGAUGAUGGCCAGGCUUCUGCGGAGCAGGAGGGAGCAGACUCCUCAUCUCCCCAACCAGGGCCUUCAAACGGGGUGACCCCCUUGCCCAGGUCAGCCCUGCUCAUCCAGCUGGCCACUGCCAGGCCUCGGCCUGUGAAGGCUAAGCCUCUGGACUGGCGUGUGCAGUCCAAAGACUGGCCCCACGCUGGCCGUCCUGCCCACGAGCUGCGCUACAGCAUCUACCGUGACCUCUGGGAGAGAGGCUUCUUCCUCAGCGCAGCUGGGAAGUUUGGCGGCGACUUCCUGGUCUAUCCCGGUGACCCGCUGCGUUUCCACGCUCACUACAUUGCUCAGUGCUGGGCUGCUGAAGACCCCAUCCCACUUCAGGACCUGGUCUCUGCCGGCCGCCUGGGAACCAGUGUUAGAAAGACCCUGCUUCUCUGCUCCCCUCAGCCUGAUGGGAAGGUGGUCUACACCUCCCUGCAGUGGGCCAGCCUGCAGUGAACUGCAGGAGACCGAGGGAGAUGUGGCUAUGGUGAGGUGUGGCUGUGGGUCGCAAGAACCCUUCUGGAUGGUCACUCCAGCUUGUCUGCACAUGAAGGCUUGUGCCCUGCCUGGUUAGUUCCGAUUCCAGAGUUUUGAACACUACAUCCUUUCUGGUUUUUUUUUUUUUUUUUUUUUUUUUUCUGUUUUAAGGCACUUAGUAGCAGUGUUGUUUUGUAUUUCUGUUUCCAUACUGUGAGCUUGUUCAGAGUUGAGACUGCUCUUACUUGGCUUUUCUGUUUUCUACAGGGCAGUUCUCAAUACAUUUGUUGAAUAAAUGUUUGUAUUUUGAGUCCUUACA
This is a messenger RNA of Peromyscus leucopus (white-footed mouse), 1424 nucleotides long. It is a transcript of the gene Tsen34, whose product is annotated as tRNA splicing endonuclease subunit 34. The coding region runs from base 149 to 1084 and encodes 311 amino acids. Gene Ontology annotation, molecular function: tRNA-intron lyase activity; nucleic acid binding. The transcript has 5 exons. NCBI's taxonomy places the organism in Eukaryota, Metazoa, Chordata, Mammalia, Rodentia, Cricetidae. The record is from RefSeq and is a predicted model, not a curated record. Gene Ontology annotation, cellular component: tRNA-intron endonuclease complex. Gene Ontology annotation, biological process: tRNA-type intron splice site recognition and cleavage; tRNA splicing, via endonucleolytic cleavage and ligation.